UCAAACGCAAAAAGCAGAUAAUAAAAGAAAACCAAAACCAGCAACAAAAACUGCGCGUGCCUCUGGUGUAUCUGUAUUAGUGCGUGUGCGUGUGUGUUUUGUGUUUGUGUUUGCGUCCGUUUGCAACAGAUGCUGCAAGCGUUACGCUCUGUGUGUGUGUUGUUGUUGUGCAAGGACAACAACAACAGCAACAACAACGACAACGACGCCUAAAUCGAUAAGCAUAAAAUACGUCAUCAACUGUGCGACAAGCAACAACAACAAAAACCAUGUUCAAGUGCAUUCCAAUAUUCAAAGGCUGCAACAGGCAGGUGGAAUUUGUGGACAAGCGCCACUGUUCCCUGCCACAAGUGCCCGAGGAAAUUCUACGCUACUCGCGCACCCUCGAGGAACUCUUUCUGGAUGCGAAUCACAUACGCGAUUUGCCAAAGAAUUUCUUCAGAUUGCAUCGCCUGAGAAAACUGGGCCUGAGUGACAAUGAAAUUGGACGCCUGCCGCCGGACAUACAAAACUUUGAAAAUCUCGUGGAGCUCGAUGUUUCACGUAACGAUAUACCCGACAUUCCCGAUGACAUUAAACACCUGCAGAGCCUGCAGGUGGCCGACUUUAGCUCGAACCCGAUACCGAAACUGCCAUCGGGUUUCUCACAGCUGAAGAAUUUGACAGUGCUGGGGCUGAAUGAUAUGUCGCUCACCUCAUUGCCCGCCGAUUUUGGUAGUUUGACGCAACUCGAAUCGCUGGAGCUGCGCGAGAAUCUGCUCAAGCAUCUGCCCGAAACGAUAAGUCAGCUCACAAAGCUGAAGCGCCUGGAUCUAGGCGAUAACGAAAUCGAGGACUUACCCCCAUAUCUGGGCUACUUGCCGGGCCUCCAUGAACUGUGGCUGGAUCAUAAUCAGCUGCAGCGUUUACCGCCAGAGCUGGGACUCUUGACCAAACUGACGUAUCUGGAUGUCUCGGAGAAUCGACUGGAGGAGCUGCCCAAUGAGAUGGGCGGCCUGGUUAGCCUCACCGAUCUGGAUCUGGCACAGAAUCUGCUCGAGACACUGCCCGAUGGCAUUGCCAAACUGAGCCGUCUGACCAUACUGAAAUUGGACCAGAAUCGCUUGCAGCGCCUAAACGAUACGCUCGGCAACUGCGAUAACAUGCAGGAGCUGAUAUUGACGGAGAAUUUCCUGUCUGAGCUGCCCGCCUCGAUUGGCCGCAUGACCAAGCUGAGCAAUCUGAAUGUAGAUCGCAAUGCCCUGGAGUAUUUGCCACUGGAAAUAGGCCAGUGCAGCAAUCUGGGUGUGUUGAGUCUGCGCGAUAACAAGCUCAAGAAGCUGCCGCCCGAGCUGGGCAAUUGCACGGUGUUGCAUGUCCUCGAUGUGAGCGGCAAUCAAUUGCUCUAUUUGCCCUACUCGCUGGUCAAUCUCCAGCUGAAGGCGGUCUGGCUGUCAGAAAAUCAAUCGCAGCCAUUGCUUACCUUCCAGCCGGACAUGGAUGCCGAGACGGGCGAACAGGUGCUCUCCUGCUACCUGUUGCCCCAGCAGGAGUACCAGCCUAUAACACCAGCACGCGAUUUGGAAUCAGACUCUGAGCCGUAUGAAGAGCGCGAACCUUCACGCACCAUUGUCAAGUUCUCCGAGGAGGUCAGCCAGGAGAAGGAUACGCCAUUUGUGCGUCAGAAUACGCCGCAUCCCAAGGAUCUGAAGGCCAAGGCACAGAAGCUCAAAGUGGAGCGCAGUCGACAUGAGGAGAAUGCCAAUUUGGUGGCACUGCCAGAGGAGAAUGGUACAAAAUCAGCGGUGGGAGAAAUCCCCACUGAGACACGCACCGUGGCGAAUAAUCACCAACAGAUAGUCGUGACUGCUACCAAUCACACAACAACUGCACAGCCAGCACACAAACCCGCAGCGGUGGUGAAUUCCAAGCCUGUCACAGUGGGUGCUGUUACACCAACAGCAACUGUCGUAGUUGCAGCAGCGCCACAAACCGCACAGGGUGAUUCUGUGCCAGCCACGACCAAAACCAACAGUGGCAGCAGCAGCGAGAACCCAACAGCAACAGUUGCUGAGGUUACAAUUGCUGACGAACAGGAAGACGAAUAUGAGACCGAUCGUCGCGUGGGCUUUCAGGUGGAGGGCGUAGACGAUGAUUUUUAUAAAAGGCCACCCAAGCUGCAUAGACGUGAUACACCUCAUCAUUUGAAGAACAAACGUGUACAGCAUUUGACCGAUAAGCAGGCCAACGAAAUAUUGGCAAAUGCGUUGGCCUCGCAGGAAAGCAAUUCACCAACGCCGCAGCAUUCGUUGAACAAAGUGCAGUCCCCCAUUGAGGAGGAUGCCGAUGAGGAGCAACUCGAACAGCAGGAGCAACAACCACAGCAACAACAGCCACUGCAACCAUUCGAUGCUUCGCUCUCUCCAAUACCAGCUAUUACGGCUGAAACGGCUGUUGCCCCAUCAGAUAACGUUGAUGGUGUGACGGAGCUGCGUGUGGAACAGUAUGAGAUACAUAUUGAGCGCACCUCGGCAGGAUUGGGUCUUAGUAUAGCCGGUGGAAAGGGAUCGACACCGUUUAAGGGCGAUGAUGAUGGCAUUUUCAUAUCACGCGUCACAGAAGCUGGACCCGCUGAUCUGGCUGGCCUCAAGGUGGGCGACAAAGUGCUCAAAGUGAACGGCAUUGUUGUCGUCGACGCGGAUCAUUACCAGGCCGUGCAGGUGCUCAAGGCAUGCGGCGCUGUCUUGGUGCUUGUGGUGCAGCGCGAAGUGACGCGCCUCAUUGGCCAUCCAGUGUUCAGUGAGGAUGGCAGCGUUUCACAUCUUUCUGUCGAGACGCGUCCACUGGUUGCAGAGCAGCAGCCAGUUGCCACACAGGAGCGUUACAUUCCGCCCCCCAUUCAAAUAGUUCCAGAACAGCAGCAGCCUGUGCAGCAGCUAAUGCAACAGCCACAGCAACAACUGGCGCCUGCCCAUAGCUUUUCGGGCAAUGUGUUUGCCUCCCCGACGCCAGUAGCAAAUGGAUUGAUGCUGGAGAAUGGCAAGGAUUUGAUGCCGCUGAGCUUCAUACAAUUACACACGACACUCAUACGCGAUCAGAUUGGCCAGGGAUUGGGCUUCAGCAUUGCCGGCGGCAAGGGUUCGCCACCAUUCAAGGAUGACUGCGAUGGCAUUUUCAUAUCGCGCAUCACCGAUGGCGGCCUAGCGCAUCGCGACGGCAAAAUCAUGGUCGGUGACCGUGUCAUGGCGAUUAACGGCAACGACAUGACGCAGGCCCAUCACGACGCCGCUGUUGCCUGCCUCACAGAGCCGCAGCGAUUUGUGCGGCUUGUGCUCCAGCGCGAGUAUCGUGGCCCCCUGGAGCCGCCAACGAGUCCGCGCAGUCCCGCUGUGCUCAAUUCGUUGAGUCCCUCCGGCUAUCUGGCCAAUCGACCAGCUAACUUUGGCCGCUCUGUUGGCGAUGAGCAGCCCUACAAGUAUAACACAUUGGCCACCACGCCCACGGCGACAGCAGCGACUACCAACAACAACAAUAACAACAUUUCUAAUACGCUGCCUAGCAAUAAGACAAACGGAUUUUUUGCAGCUGCAAGUGCUGCUGCGCCAGCUGCAACUGUAGCUGCUGCUCUCGCUCCAGCUGCCACUGCGGCUAACGCACACGUUGACAAGAGCACAGGUCAGCCGGUGCCAGCACCACGUCGAACCAACUCAGUGCCCCUGGGCGAUGGUGAGGGUACGUUAAAUGGCGCCGCUUCCACCAGCAGUGGUGACUCUGGCGAGGCACAGCCUCCGUCACUACGACCAUUGACCAGCGAUGAUUUUCAGGCGAUGAUUCCGGCACAUUUUCUCAGCGGCGGCAGUCAACAUCAGGUGCAUGUGGCGAGACCAAAUGAGGUGGGCGUCAGCGCUGUAACUGUGAAUGUGAACAAACCGCAACCAGAUUUGCCCAUGUUUCCAGCAGCUCCCACCGAAAUGGGGCGCGUAACCGAGACCAUCACCAAGUCAACCUUUACGGAAACGGUGAUGACGCGCAUCACCGACAAUCAGCUGGCGGAGCCAUUGAUCAGUGAGGAAGUGGUGCUGCCCAAAAAUCAAGGCUCACUCGGCUUCAGCAUCAUCGGCGGCACGGAUCACUCCUGUGUGCCAUUCGGUACUCGCGAACCGGGCAUUUUCAUUUCACAUAUUGUGCCCGGUGGCAUUGCCUCAAAAUGCGGCAAACUCCGCAUGGGCGAUCGCAUACUGAAAGUGAAUGAGGCGGACGUAUCGAAGGCCACACAUCAGGAUGCCGUGAUGGAGCUGUUGAAGCCAGGCGAUGAGAUCAAGCUGACCAUUCAGCACGAUCCACUGCCACCUGGUUUUCAGGAAAUUCUGCUGGCCAAGGCAGAGGGCGAACGUCUGGGCAUGCACAUCAAGGGUGGCUUGAAUGGACAACGCGGUAAUCCUGCGGAUCCUUCCGACGAGGGUGUCUUCGUGUCCAAAAUUAACUCGGUCGGAGCGGCGCGACGCGACGGAAGGCUUAAGGUGGGCAUGCGUCUGCUGGAGGUCAAUGGUCAUUCGCUCCUUGGCGCCUCGCAUCAAGAUGCGGUCAACGUGCUGCGCACUGCCGGCAAUGAGAUUCAAUUGGUCGUGUGCAAGGGCUACGAUAAGUCUAAUUUAAUGCAUUCCAUUGGCCAAGCGGGUGGCAUGAGCACCGGCUUUAACUCGUCGGCAUCCUGCAGCGGUGGCAGUCGCCAAGGCUCUCGUGCAUCAGAAACGGGUUCGGAGCUUAGUCAAAGCCAGAGCGUGUCCAGCUUGGACCACGAUGAGGAGGAGCGUCUGCGACAGGACUUUGACGUAUUUGCGGCACAGCAACCCGACAUUGUGGCCAUGCAAGAGCCCACCAGCCAAACGGGCUUAGCAGCUGCGGCUGCCUUGGUGCAUGGCCCACCCUCGCCCUCCCCCAAACCAACCACACCGAUUCCGUCCUCUGGAUCCGCGAUGCCCGCUGACUUGCCGCUAUCUGACACAGCAGCCGCGCAGACUGUGGCGCUUAUUCACGCCGAACAAUCGCACCAGCAACAACAACUACAGCCGCAGACACAAGUGGCAACAAUUGGGCAGGAGAAGAGCACCCAGGAGAAGGUGCUGGAAAUUGUGCGCGCAGCGGAUGCCUUUACCACCGUGCCACCGAAAUCACCGUCAGAGCAUCAUGAACAGGAUAAAAUACAAAAGACAACGACGGUUGUUAUAUCGAAGCAUACGCUCGACACGAAUCCUACCACACCCACAACACCAGCACCACUGCCUCUUUUGCCAGCGGAGUCAACGACCGCUGUGACUGCUGCUGCUGCUGCUGCACCAGUUGUUGCACAGACGCAGACGCAGACACAAACCAAUCCCAGCCAGCAACCAACUCAACAGCAACAACAACAACAACAGCAGCGCGGAACACAAACACCGGAGCGACUGGCGCCUGGAUCACGUUACUCCUAUCAGCAAAUGCUGGAAGCUCAGGACUUAGAGCAGAGCAGCCGAACGAAAGAGCCAACGGCCACGACGCCCAAGAAGGCCGAACCGGUUUAUAUUAUAGACGACGAUGAUGAUGAUGACGAUGACGACGACGACGACGUCCAAAACGAGAUUGAUGUCAUUGCCGAAGAGGACGAGGAGGAAUCUUCACCUCCCACUGACAUGCAGUCGCCGCCUUCAUACGUCGACACCGACUCCGAUUACAAUGAGCGUCCGCGCGGACGCUACACCAGCGAUUCGGAGAGCGAUUAUCGCCCCUAUAAGCCGACGCGCUCCGGUCGUAGUACACCGGAAUAUGGAGGACAUCGCAAGUCCGUCAGUUUCGAUCUGAGCGGCGAUGAGCACUCCAAGUCGGACUAUGAACGUUCACGUUCUCGCACACCGGAUCGAUUCGCACGCGCCUACGACUCAGAGCAGGACACGCGCACGAAGUCCGCCAGCCGCAUGCCACGUAAGGGCAUCCUUCGCGCCACCAGUCCCAGUUCCUCGACCAGCUCCACGCUGGAGCGUCAAUCCGAAAGGCCAGCGCCUAUUGUGCCAACAGUGGCGCGCAUACGUGAGGUGGAAUCCCCACAGGUGCAGCGCGUUUCACGCGCCACAUCGCCCGACCGUCCCGGCGAACUGGAACGGGAGAAUCCCUUCCGUAACGCCCAGUCUAUCGAAGAUGAUGAAUACACUCAGAUUGCCAAGGCUAUCAGCAUGUCGCCGCGUUCACCGCGCGAUCAGUUCUUCUUUGGUGCCUCGCGUUCCAGUGAGGAUCUGCUCGAGCAGUCGCACUCCAGCGGACGCAGCACACCCAGCACCGUCAUCUCCAAAUCGACGGAGAAUUUGACGGGCACGAGACCUAAAGUGCCGCCACCAACGCUGCCCAAGCCGCAGCUCAAGAAGGCCGAUCUAGUGCGCAAUGUGGCCUUGGAGACGUUCCAGGCCACCGAUGUGGGCCAGGGAGACUUUGCGGUAUUCGAGCACGAUGCCAGCACAAAUACCAUACACCAGCUGCCCAAGCUGCCGGUGCGCAUGGCCAGCAAGACGACACCACGACCACGCGAGUGUCCACCUCCGCCGCCCGUCAACUACUCCACGUUGCCCCACUCGCCACGGCCCAAGUUCGAGGAAUCUGCGUAUAUGGAGGCUCUGCCGCCAGCGCAACGGCGACCACACGAUUUCCUGCACGAGAACUCUCCGGACAACAUACUGGUUACGACGGAGCAGCAUCGUGACUUUCUACUGCGCGAGAAUGAGAUGAGGAAUCAGCUGCGAGCGCCCCAUGAACCAGCACCGCCCAUACCAUUCAACAGUAGCAGCGGUGGCAGCAACAACAAUAACUUUGCGGUAAACAACCCUUUUCUAGAUUGUUGUGAUACAGACAUUGACAGCCUGCCACUGCCCCCACCGCCCCCAAUACAAUCAUCACCACCAGAAACACCACCUACAACGCCCGUCCAGCACUCACGUCAUUUGCAUGAGCCGCCACUAACCGCUGUCGCCACUAACGCAUCAACAUCUUAUUCUCCCAUUGCCAAUGCUAACAACAACAACUAUUUGAUGGAUGCCGCGGCACAGCAGCUGCUGAUGGCGCCAGCUUCGCCCGCACAAAUCUUUCCCACGGCCCAAAUACUGCCCGUCCAAUAUGCCAGCCUACCACAGCCGCAGCAGCCUAACAAACUCACAUUGGGUGGUGGUGGUGCGGCACAGUCGCAGUCGCAGUCGCAGCCCAUUUUCAAUCUGCUGCUGCUGCCCGGCGAUCAGCAGCUUUAUCUGCAAGCGUCCACGACUUCAUCGUCGCCGGCAGCAGCACCACAAUUAUUACCGUUAUCACCUGCUGGCGAGAAUGCGCCGGUAUUGGCAACGCCCAAAAAAACUCCUAAAUCGGUGUCCGAUAAAAAACGAUUCUUUGAGUCUGCAAUGGAGGACCAACACAAGCCCACACAAAAAACAGAGAAAGUAUUUUCAUUCCUGUCAAAGGAUGAAGUCGAAAAGUUGCGCCAAGAAGAGGAGAAGAAAAUUGCAACACUGCGUCGUGAUACGAAAUCCAGAUUAUUAGAUGCCGCCAAUGACAACAUUGACAAGGACGAUGACAGGCAUGCUGAUGAUAAGCAGCAGGACAACUACGCUGACAACAGCAACAGCAGCUCGAACAACAGCGACAACGAGGACGACGACGACGAUGACCACAACGAUGCUUAUGACGAGCAGGAGACGACCAGCCGGACCAGUCGUAAGGAUGUCGUUGAUAACGCUUUGCUGGCUCAGCUCGAUGAAGCGGAGGACAUUAGAACCGCACCAAGUCCGGCUCAAACAACGCACGCGCCCAGCAAAAUACCCACGCAGCUCAAGCAGCAGCAGCCGCCGCAGCAGCAGUAUGUCAAGGCCACGCCCACGACAGUGCCUGCUAGCGAUACGCCCAAGCCCUCGUUGCUGCCGAAGCCAAAGGUCAAAGUUGUGAUGCCGCCCGCGCUGCAGCAACGCCUUUGGCAGCACCAACAACCACAGUCCCAGCACCAAUCUCAGCCCGAGGAGCCAACCAUACCCGAGGAGGAGCAAGCUGCUACAACGCCCACCAGCUCCGGCAGUCGCAUACCCGUGCGCACAUUGAAGGCUGAGCGCCGCGCCCAAGCAGCAGCUGCUCGCCAGGCAGGCGUCAGCCUGGAGGAGUACCUCCUUCAGAUGGGGGAGGAGCAGCAGCUGGAACGGAAUCACGACACCUCACCAACUACGCCCACGUCGCCUGCGGGCAAAAGCCGCGUCAUGAUGAAUGCCGAGAAGCGUGCCUCUUGGCGUGCCGCACGUUUGCGCUCCUUGGAACAGGGCGCGGUCGAGGCGCAGGAUGUGAUCAAGAAUAUGCGUAAGAUGACCGACGAUUUGAUCACGCAUGAGGCUAAGGCCAGCGAGCCGAAAAUAGUAUUUCCAAAAAUUGCCAUAAAAUCAAGCGAUGGUCCGGUCAUCGUGCGCGAACGUGAGAAAAUACUCGAUGAGAAAAUCGUGCGACGCACUGAGGAGGUACCAUGCCCCAUAACGGGGCAACCUCAAUUGCGUACAGUCGAGUACAUUGAGAAAAUCAUCGAGACGGAGGUGGAGACCUGCAAAGAGCGCAUCAUAUCGUUAGAGCUGCAAGUGCCUGAGGCCGACGAAGGAACACUUGAUGAUACACAACCACCGCUGGAGCUGCAGGCAGAUGAUGAUUUCGACAACGAUGACUACGACGAGGACGAGAACGACGACGAUGAUGAUGAUGAUGAUGACGAUGAUGAGGAGGAGGACACUGCCUCCAUUGUAACGGUGCAGGCAAACAGCGACAAACUGUUUCUGCGCCAAGAUGCCGAUGCCUAUGGCCCAUCGUCCAUUGAGAGCGCCGCGUCGGGCAAGGUACGCAUUAAAGCGACGCCACUUACAAUGCACCAGACGCUGGCCAAGGAGACGACCAUUGUCGAGGUGCUGAAUCCCGUCAUUGGUGGCGACGGUAGUGCGCGCACAAUACAAGUGAGUGGCACGCCCUUCGACAUGGAUGAACUGGAGGAGGGCGCGACCUCGCUGCUGCGCAGCGAAACUUUUGUGCUGCUCACUGGGGGCGAUGGCGGAGGCGCUGGCAAGUCGGAGCUGUCAUUAAAUGCAAAAAUGAAGAAUGUGCUUGAGGAGCUGCUAGAGAAUAAACGCGUUAAAUUGAAUUUGCAAAAGAGCCUCGAGGAUAACAGUGACAAGGAUGGGGAAGACGACGGUGACGACGACGACGACGACGAGGCUGAUAAUGUAUAUGUAGAUGCACGCGAUGACGAUGAGAGCGCCUAUGUCGAUGCCAUGGAGGAUGUUGUUGACUUUGGCCUUACAGCGGUACCUACAGGUAGAAAUAAAGUGGAGGACGAUGCCAAGAAUGGCAAUCAGCAGCUGCUGGAGGCGCUCAUAAGAGACAGCAAUCGCAAUACCAUUAUGGGUAAACUAGCUAGCCAAUUGGCAGCGAACAAUGACGACGAUGACGAAGAGGAGGACGACGACGAGGAGGAGGAAGACGAGAGUAGCGAUUCUUCAGACGAUGAUAGCGAUGAGUCCGAUGAGGAUGACAAUGCCGAAGAGCAAUUAAAUAUUGCCUACGUGCAGGGCGCACAGGUAAUCGAGAAUCUCAACACUGGGGCGACGGGCAGCAAACUGCAAAAGUCACAGACCUACAACACCAUGAGGCAGGCGGAACAGGCACAGGAUCCGGAAGAGGCUGUGGAGGAGGAGAAAGAGAAGGAGGAGCAAGCAAGUGGCAAGGCACAGAGUACAUCACCCUGUGGCGACACACUUGCCCAGCUACAGGCCGAGCAGCGUGCCCUGGCAGAGAUCUCAAAACAGCUGCGCAAGUCUGUCGAGGAUUUGCUCAGCGCCGAUGGCACCGGUUCAGUGGUGGAAACGCAACGCACCUACACUCUGCCAGCGUCCAGUGACAAUGCCGCCGUUGUCACCGUCACCGAGGUGGUGAAGAAACAAAAGAAAAUUGGACGCCCCUCAAGCUCUGGUGAAUCUGGCGAGGCUAUAUUCAAUCGUCUGCUCAGCGCCGGCGAGUCACAGCGUCAGAUAUUCGAUCAGCAGCAGGGCGAAACUAUCACAACCACCACCACAACCACUGAAGCAUCGCCGGCAACUUCAGCAUUGGCAGCGGCUGGCGAGCCCAGCACCAGUGUGGUAACCACAACGCGCACUGUCUCCAACAUUGUCACCAGUGGCAUUCCGAGGCUCGAGACAAGCAAGCAGCAAACCAGUCGCAACAACAAUACCAACAACAACAACAACCGCAGCAAAAACAAGCGCAAAGCCAAGAAGAAAUAGGCGACAGGGUGUGACAAAUUGCGCAUACCACACAUG
Molecule: messenger RNA, 10325 nt
Organism: Drosophila grimshawi
Lineage: Eukaryota; Metazoa; Arthropoda; Insecta; Diptera; Drosophilidae
Gene: scrib
Product: protein lap4
Exons: 28
Coding region: 270-10289 (3339 amino acids)
Biological process (GO): neurotransmitter receptor transport postsynaptic membrane to endosome; neurotransmitter receptor transport, endosome to postsynaptic membrane
Cellular component (GO): postsynaptic density; postsynaptic membrane; adherens junction
Molecular function (GO): protein binding
Source: RefSeq, a predicted model, not a curated record